CAGAAAAGAAAAAUUCUCACGUGGAGCACGCUAGAGAGGUGCAAACCGUAAAUCGCUCCUAUAAAAGAAGCAAGAUGAGUGAAGGUGGUCGUAUCCUUGCACAGUUUAAGAGUGAACUUGGAGAACUUAUUGGCACACCAUUUGACCUUCCUCUUGAUAUCACACCUGAUAAACUAGAAUUAGUCUGCAAUGCAGUACUUCAAAAGGAUGACAGUGUGCCAUAUUCAUUUUUUGUCAAUGAGUCUGAAAUCACUGGCAGUCUUAAGGAAACCUUAGAGACACAAACACUUGAAACAGAAAAGGUGGUAGAGAUAGUGUACCAGCCCCAGGCUGUGUUUAAAGUCCGGGCAGUCACAAGAUGUACAAGCACAAUUCCAGGUCAUUCUGAAGCAGUUAUUGCAGUGUCAUUUAGUCCUGAUGGCAGAUAUUUAGCAAGUGGCUCAGGUGACACGACUGUUCGGUUUUGGGAUGUCAACACAGAAACACCUCAUUUUACUUGUAAAGCUCACACACACUGGAUAUUACACAUAGCAUGGUCUCCAGAUGGAAAAAAGUUGGCGUCAGGAUGUAAAAAUGGCGAGAUUAGAAUCUGGGACCCUGAAACAGGAAAGCAACUUGGAAAGAUGUUAAAGGGACACUUGCAAUGGAUCACAUGGCUUAGCUGGCAGCCACUUCACAGUAAUCCAGAUUGCAGAUUUCUUACUAGUGCAUCAAAAGCGAGCACGACCUAAAAGCGCNGGGACUGCAUCCUUGGUCAGUUAAUUAGAACACUGUCAAGCCAUACCAAGUCAGUGACAUGUAUCAGGUGGGGAGGGGAGGGGCUGAUUUACUCCUCAUCACAAGACAGGACAAUCAAAGUCUGGAGAGCAGACGAUGGAGUUCUUUGUAGAACAUUACAGGGACAUGCACAUUGGGUGAAUCAUUUAGCACUGAAUACAGACUAUGCAUUAAGAACUGGUGCAUUUGAUCCGUCGAAAAAUCCCCCUGAUGAAUUAGCUACAGCAGACAGUGAUACAUUGAAAGGAAACGCGUUACAAAGAUACAUGCAAGCAAAGGGAGGAAGAAGAGAGAGACUGGUGUCAGGUUCUGAUGAUUUUACUCUUUUCCUCUGGGAUCCAGAAGAGAGCAAAAAACCUUUAGCACGAAUGACAGGUCACCAGGCUCUAAUAAAUCAAGUGAGUUUUUCUCCUGAUGGUCGUCUUAUAGCAAGUGCAGCAUUUGACAAGUCUGUUAAAAUCUGGAACGGCGACAAUGGAAAGUACAUCACAUCUCUUCGUGGCCAUGUGAAUUCUGUAUAUCAGAUUGCCUGGUCUGCAGACAGCCGUUUGAUUUGCAGUGGAAGUGCAGACAGCACUCUCAAAGUAUGGGACAUGAAAACGAAGAAAAUCAUGGAGGAUCUUCCUGGUCACGCAGAUGAGGUGUACAGUGUAGACUGGAGUCCAGAUGGCACAAGGGUAGCAAGCGGAGGAAAAGACAAAGUACUGAAAAUAUGGAGAUCAUAGAAGACAAGGAAUACCAGAGCAAGAUUUUUUAUCAAAGGGGCGCCAUGACCCCAAGGUGCUCAAAGUAUGAGCCUGCAUUAUGUGUCAGCGGUUGCGCAAUUGGUUUCUAACAAAGAAACGAGGAGCACUGGGGCAAGUCAAAAAGUAAGACAAUGCAUUGGACGCGAGACGCAAAGCUUGCCAUAUAGACAUUCUUCACUUAUUUUCUUGCUCGAUAUGCUUGCAAACUAAACAGUGGGAGGUACAACAGUACUCAAAAAGUGACAGGAAGAUGUUUUAGCAAGUGCGCACGCACAAAGAUGAUGAAAAUGACGAUAAUAAAAUAAUAUAUAAGCACCGUUGAGCUUCGCGUGGAAAGACUUUCCGUUGCAAUACACUGACGAGGAGAUAGCUCGUGUAAUAAUGUUUUGAACAGAAAAUUACGGUGAUAAUUAAAUACAUCGAACACGCGAAAAGAAAAUUAAAGAAAAUUUAUUCAAGUCGCUGGCCAAACUCUCCUCGAUCAACUCGCACAUGAAUACAAAGUCCGCGUACCGUAACCCUAGCAGCGAUCGUCUUUGACGGUCAGUAGCAGUCAGGGGAAUAAGUACCAGUUAAGGCGAAAUGCUGUCUCCGAGAAUUGACUGAGCCCGCGACUUUCUUGUCCAAGGUUGCUAAGAAACAUUGUAUGCUGGCGUGGCAAUUUUUGGAGUGCUGCUCAGGUUUCUCCAGACACUUCAAUUAAUUUGUAGAGGAGAGUUUUGCUCGACGUUUGUCUGAACUUUGGAGUCCUUGCUCUUCAUUAGAAAGAACGUAUGAAAAAAGUGGUGUUUUAGGUAUACUCAAUGUUAAGUUUUCAGACGGGUACAUUAAGGGUUUAAUCAAUUUUUAAUACCUUUCUUCACUCAGUUAUAUACAAUUUUGGAAACUGUUCCAUAUACUACAAGAUAAAAGAUCCUCGAAAGGUCAAAUCAAAAAUCUUUAACUUUACUUCAACUUCAAAUCAAGUUUUAUUUUGAAGGUACACACAUUUACAAACAGUAAAGGCUUUCUGUCCAACUUGCUGAUGAAGCUCUUAGAUACGAAGAAAAAUGAAAUCUGAUUGUCCGCGAGCCUUGUGUAAUUAAAAUGAGAUCUCUUUUAU
Molecule: messenger RNA, 2625 nt
Organism: Orbicella faveolata
Lineage: Eukaryota; Metazoa; Cnidaria; Anthozoa; Scleractinia; Merulinidae
Product: notchless protein homolog 1-like
Biological process (GO): Notch signaling pathway; ribosomal large subunit assembly
Cellular component (GO): nucleolus
Molecular function (GO): protein binding
Source: RefSeq, a predicted model, not a curated record